GCGUUGAUUUAAAUUUCAGAAGGUCAUUGUGAAACAAGUUUAAAAUGCAAGUUGUAAGAAGCUGGGUGGAGCAAGUUACUUCAUAACACAUUGUUCUCUGCUUAAUGUUAUAGUUUUAUGACAGGGAACGUAGAGCAGUCGUGAGCUGCUAAAGUCGAGUAUGUCUGCAACUGGUGAAGGAUUAUGUGUCAAUCUGGUUAAAAUUUGACUUGGAUUUAUAUGUGUUUCUACGUUUUUGUCCCAUGGGGACCACGUCACAGUAUCUCUUUAAGCAAGGGAGCCAGAUCAAACCCAUCCAAUAGGCCUACCUUAAAUAACAAUGGGGGACAUUACUCAAUUAAUAAAAAUUGCAGUUUCUCUGAAAAUACAACCCAAUAACGGCCCGGUGUUUUUCAAAGUAGACGGGCAGAGAUUCGGUCAGAACAGGACGAUAAAAUUGCUAACGGGAUCUGUGGCAGGCUGGCGAGUGGAUAGAGGCCCAGAGACAGACUGCAGUUUCUAUGUGUCUUGCAGAUCAAUGGGUAUAGGUGGAGUGAACUUCCCCUUGGAGCAGACAUCUAAAGACCCUCAAGUUGUCACUUACACUGGAAUCUAUGACGCUGAAGGAAUGACCCAUACCAAAAGUGGGGAUAGGCAGCCUGUGCAAGUGAAUAUACAGUUCAAUGAGGUUGGCAAUUUUGAGUCCGUUUAGCAAGUUAAAUACUACAACUACCACAAGAGGGAUCACUGUCAGUGGGGGAACAGCUCCAGCAGCAUUGAGUACGAAUGUAAACCCAGCGAGACACGCAGUCUCAUGUGGAUCAACAAGGAGAUGUUUCAUUGAGGUUCAACAAAAAAAAGUUGGACAAUAUCUGAGGACUCUUGAAUAUCAACCAGUAAUGAAAUUUGCAACAGGCAUGCAUAUCAAACAACAUCUUCUUAGUAGAACAGUCACUUGUUGCUCUAUGUCAGUUUCCCUAAACCUGGUUAUGUGGAUCUGAGGUAUGUCUGUUGAAAAUACUGUGGUGAAAGUACAGUUUUUGUACUUAAUAACUGUAUUAUUGAUUUUUUUUUUUUUUUUACAACAGUUACAUUGAUAAUAGCAGUAAUCUUUUUACAUAUUUACUUUAAUUGCAAUUGUGUCCAUAUCCUAACUUCUUUAGCAUAUCUGUUUAAUUUUCAAUUACUUAUGGGAAUUCAGCAUCAUGUGGUGAAGCUGCAUUGUACUAUGCUUGAUAUCAUUUUGUAAAAAGAAAAUUGUAUUAUGUGUUAUUUUGUAACAUUUAACUGUUUUGAAUAAUACAUGAAUUACAUGUAAUACAAAAUGUGCUCAAAUUCUUCAGAUAAUGAUAUGCAAUAAACUCAA
Molecule: messenger RNA, 1345 nt
Organism: Polyodon spathula (Mississippi paddlefish)
Lineage: Eukaryota; Metazoa; Chordata; Actinopteri; Acipenseriformes; Polyodontidae
Product: CB1 cannabinoid receptor-interacting protein 1-like
Exons: 3
Coding region: 320-691 (123 amino acids)
Biological process (GO): negative regulation of signaling receptor activity
Cellular component (GO): plasma membrane
Molecular function (GO): type 1 cannabinoid receptor binding
Source: RefSeq, a predicted model, not a curated record